AUUUCCAAUGGAGGAGUCAUCCCUGUGCGCCCAGAGGCAAUCUUUAAAGCAGUCAAAUCGCUUCAUUAAUAGGUGAGAAUGAUGCCAAACCGAGGGGGCUUCGGCGAAGAAUUGCAAAAUGCUUGCUAUACAUUCCAUUUAUUCGUCCCCUGAUUCCAAAACACCAGAUUAUUCGCAGUCCCAAAAAUUCUGCGGCUCAGUAGAGGGCUUCAUCGAUUUCUGUGAACAAAAUCCAUUUCCAAGAUUUCAAAAUGAAGAAAAUGGUGUUAAAAGUGACAAUUGAGGACGAGAAGAGCAAGAGAAAGGCCUUCAAGGUUGUUGCAGGGGUGGAAGGGGUGGAUUCUGUGGCUGUGGACAUGAAGGAAAAAAAGAUCACUGUAAUUGGGGAUGCAGACCCUGUGAAUGUUACAGCAAAGCUCAGGAAAUCCGGUUUUGGCUUUGCAGAUUUGCUGAGCGUGGGGCCUGCAAAGGAGGAGAAGAAAGAAGAGAAGAAAGAUAAGAGGAAAGAAGAAACAAAAGUUGAGAGUCCAAAGAUUGUGUUUAUCGAAAAGCCUUAUGGUUAUGGUUUUGGGGGUGAGGAGAAUCCUAACGCCUGCGGCUGCACAAUCUGCUGAAACCUCUGUAUCUCAAUGCCCUGUGCUUGCAACUUCACUGGUUUUGUAAUUUACAUGAUUUGCUGUCAUGGUUACCUUAGGGGUCUCACAGUAAAAGAUAUAUUUGGGGAAAGGAUGAUAUAUUAGAAGAAUCUUCUAGUAUAGUGUAUUUUAAUAAUUGGGAG
Molecule: messenger RNA, 778 nt
Organism: Cryptomeria japonica (Japanese cedar)
Lineage: Eukaryota; Viridiplantae; Streptophyta; Pinopsida; Cupressales; Cupressaceae
Product: heavy metal-associated isoprenylated plant protein 39
Exons: 3
Coding region: 252-614 (120 amino acids)
Molecular function (GO): metal ion binding
Source: RefSeq, a predicted model, not a curated record